Agelaius phoeniceus (red-winged blackbird) is the source of this 399-nucleotide messenger RNA. Lineage: Eukaryota; Metazoa; Chordata; Aves; Passeriformes; Icteridae. The record is from RefSeq and is a predicted model, not a curated record.
AUGGCGGCCCCGCCGCCUUCCGCGCUGCUUCCGGGGCGGGGCCGGGCCGGGGCUGCCGGUCCCCGCUCCGGUCCCUCCUCCGGCCACUCCUCCCGGCCGCUCCUCCCCGUCCCUGCUCCGGCCACUCCUCCCGGUCCCUCCUCGGCCACUCCUCCGGUCCCUUCUCCCGGUCCCUACUCCAGUCGGUCCCUUCUCCCAGCCCCUGCUCCGGCCGCUCCUCCCGGUCCCUUCUCCCGGUCCCUGCUCCGGCCCCCGCAGCGGCCCCUGCACCGUCAGUGCUCCAAGCACGGGCUCCACGCAGAGCCGCUGCCCACCCGCGCUGUGGCUCCUCUGGCGCCGUGCGCUGCUGCACGCCCUUCCGCACUUUCCGCAGUUUUAUCUCCCCAGAGCCCUGGAUAA